Molecule: messenger RNA, 1336 nt
Organism: Dermatophagoides farinae (American house dust mite)
Lineage: Eukaryota; Metazoa; Arthropoda; Arachnida; Sarcoptiformes; Pyroglyphidae
Cellular component (GO): nucleus
Source: RefSeq, a predicted model, not a curated record
AUUCUGGCUCACCAAAUUUUAUCGUUGAAAAUUUUCGUUUUUCAUUCAAUUUUUAGCCGAAAAAAAUGUCCUUGGUUAAUUAUGGUUCUAGUGAUGAUGAUGAUGAAAAUGAAUCCGAUGUAAUUUCAGAAACUUUGCAAUCCGAAUCAAAUGAACAGAAAUCUAUUCAUUCAAUUUCAGAUAUAAAAUCCACAAAUGUUCAUUCUCGUCCAUCAUUAUCAUCAUCACUUUCUUCAUUAACUUUUAAAAGUCUUACAAAACCAACAAAUUUCAUCACAUCAAAUUCUCGGAUACAAAUUAAAGCUUUUGAUGAUGACUUAGUGACGAAUCGACAAGAUAGUGAUUCCGAUGAUGAAGAUAAUCGUGCACGAAAACGCAUGAAACGUUCGGAAAAAGGUUCAAGUUUGAUAUCAAUGUUGCCUAAACCUAAAACAACUAUCAUAAACAGCGAUAAACAAACCACAAAUGGAUCAACAACCUCUUCUCUAGUUUCUUUGGUUCCGAAUUCUGUUUCGAAUCGUACAAAAGCUUCUGAAAAAACUUCAUUAUCUACAAAAUUAAAAACGGUAGAAAAAGAAAGUGUUUCAAAUUUCUUUUUCGCUGAUUCAGACAAUGACGACGAUGAUGCUGAUGAUGAUGAUAAUGUUAAAAUCAAAAUGAUUCCAAAACCUUGGCUGACAGAAGAUACGAAUAAUAAAACAGUUAUGGAUUUAAACUAUCCACCUGCACCCUGUUCAUCAUCAUACCAAGCUGAAGAGGAAAAAAUAUCGGCACCAAUUUAUGGCCCAUCCAAACCAAUCGAACAAGAAGAACAAUCAUCGAUCCAUUAUCUUGAUCCAAAUGAUGACAUAACAUAUAAAAAAUACAUUGCAUCAAAAUUCGAUGAUAAUACUGAGAAUAUCAAAAUUAUCGAUGUAAAUCUUAAUCAACAUUUGUCAGAAAACAAAGAUUGGUUAAAAAAUAUUUCAUUGGAAAAAGAUAUCGUAGAUGAAGCACUGGAAGCAAAAGCACCAAAUUCAACGGCCAAACGAAAGAAUCAGAUUACAUUUCUUGCUUAUCAGGCUAAAAAACGUGAAUUAGAAUUAAAAAAUCAAUGGGCACAGAAUCGUCUAUCGAAAUCACAGACAAGAGCAAAAUAUGGAUUCUAAUGAUAAUAGAUUCGAGUCGUAUUUUUUUUCAUUAUAAUUUUUAUUAUGAUAUUUUCAAUAUGUACAUAAUGUCCAUUUUUUUGGAUUCUUUCUUGAUCAAUAAAUUGAAGGGUGUAAAAUUUUACCCAAAAAUUUCUUGCGAUGAAUAUGUUAUGUAAAGAAAACCAUCUUUAUCUUUAUGUUCUUUA